CAUAGACUUAACAUUGAAUGUCAUUGAAUUGUAUACACAAAACACCGGUCAAUGAUUGGUAACGUUGUAUGUGUAGUGAGUGUCGGUUAUGUUCAUCAAUGCCAACGUGUAAUAGACUUAACAAACAAUUGAGACAAUCAUUGAUUGCAUUGACUGUAAUCACCAAAUCAUCACUUGAUUUGUUCACAUCAUCACCGAUAAGAUGUACAUCAAAUCACCGCAAAUACAUUUAUGGACAAUAGUGUCGGUGUUGUUAUACCUUUGCCACAGACUUGACGCUUAUUUUCUGGUAAUCGACGCUCACGCAGAAGAGUGUUUCUUUGACAAAGUGGUGACCGGAACCAAACUCGGCCUUACCUUUGAGGUCGUGGAGGGAGGCUUUCUGGACAUCGAUGUCAAGAUUACAGGUCCCGACAGCAAAGUGAUUCACUCGGAAGAGAGAGCGUCGAGCGGUAAAUACACGUUUGCCGCUCAUAUGGACGGCAAUUAUGUGUACUGUUUUGGCAAUAAAAUGUCUACAAUGACACCUAAAGUGGUAAUGUUUUCGAUGGACAUCGGAGACGCACCGAAAACAGAGGAACAACUGAAAGCACAGGACGCCAAUCACAACAAACUGGAGGAACAGAUUAAAGAGUUGUCCGGUGCUCUAACAGCUGUCAAACACGAACAGGAAUAUAUGGCAGUUCGUGACCGCAUUCAUCGGUCAAUUAACGAGAGUACUAACUCUCGAGUAGUGUUGUGGGCCUUCUUUGAGGCACUGGUUCUCGUGGCCAUGACUUUAGGUCAGGUCUAUUAUCUCAAGAGAUUUUUCGAAGUCAGACGAGUCGUUUAGUCCUUAAGUUAUAGUUUUUAUAAUAACUCAAAUUAUAAAUUAAAUUAAUUAAUAAUUAUAUAAUUAUAACUAUAAUUUUCUCUCAAUAUUUUGUAAUUUAUUAUUUACAAGAUUUAUUAAUAUUGCUAUAAAGUG
Messenger RNA from Oppia nitens, 967 nucleotides. It is a transcript of the gene CHOp24, whose product is annotated as transmembrane emp24 domain-containing protein 2-like. Gene Ontology annotation, biological process: intracellular protein transport; endoplasmic reticulum to Golgi vesicle-mediated transport; Golgi organization. NCBI's taxonomy places the organism in Eukaryota, Metazoa, Arthropoda, Arachnida, Sarcoptiformes, Oppiidae. The transcript is spliced from 2 exons. The record is from RefSeq and is a predicted model, not a curated record. The coding region runs from base 203 to 832 and encodes 209 amino acids. Gene Ontology annotation, cellular component: Golgi apparatus; endoplasmic reticulum-Golgi intermediate compartment; endoplasmic reticulum.